This is a messenger RNA of Teleopsis dalmanni, 1085 nucleotides long. Its product is annotated as transmembrane protein 179-like. The transcript is spliced from 4 exons. Lineage: Eukaryota; Metazoa; Arthropoda; Insecta; Diptera; Diopsidae. The coding region runs from base 320 to 1021 and encodes 233 amino acids. The record is from RefSeq and is a predicted model, not a curated record.
UUUUCCUGGCAUUUUCUUGCUCUUAUUUAAUUUAAACCAACUCAAAAGCAGCUGUUUUGAAUGCUGUUUAUUAAUUUCACCAAAAAUAAAUAAUUGAUUAAGUGCGUUCACACUCUCGAGGGUAGUUCAGUCUAAAUACACUAUUGUAAUUUAUACCAAUCAGUACAAAAACAUUUUAAGUGUCACAUCUAAAAACUGUGGUACACUGUUUUGCUUUUGUGACAGUGAAAAUUUUCUAAACAAUAGCGAAACAUAAAAUUGUGCUGCAAUUUAAUUAAUUUAAACUGUGCAAUAACAAGUUUAUUUUAUUCAUAUAUAAAUGGCUUUAGCAAACGUUUUAUCGUUGAGCCAAAUAAGUGGGCACAUAAUAUUAGUAAUAUUAUCACUUUGUGUAAUAACUCCGUUGGGCAUAAAUCUGCGUCAAUUUAGUGGGCAUUGUUUGUUAUUUACGACUGGAAAAUGGCGAGAAGAAGAUGGUAUGUUUGAUGUAAAGUGGUCCUCAAACGGAUUCUGCAAUUUUCCUUUAAUGUCUGGAAUCGUUACGUUUCUAAUUUCUAGCGUACAAAUAUAUCGUUUUGUGCGUAUCAAAGAAGAAGCAUCCUUCCUCUCACUGUUCUUAGAUACAGUACUGGGUAUUUUAAUGAUGACCAUGUCGAUAAUGUCAGCAAUAAUGAUAACUUUAGGUUUCAUCGUUUGGUGUGAUGGUAUGACAGAGCGUUUUCCAUCCUGCGAAACUUCAGCGGGACAAAAUAUUAUACACGGUGAUACACAAAAUUUAGACACUUCCGAAUUUUAUAUUGAAAUGGGAACAGCACAGUUUGGUGCCUGGGGUUCAUUCGCUAUAUCGGUGGGCGUUGGGGUGAUUGCACUGUUAAAAUUGAUAAACAACCAUCAGGUCAGAAAUAUAAAAGUCUCAAUGUACUUAGAGCGCCAACGUUUAGUAAAUGAGCAUCUAGCACAGCUCGAUGGACGGUCAACACCACCAAGCUCUUCGAAUGCAGAGAGCAGAUCAAAUGAAUAAAUUAUUGUUUAAAAAUUUUUUGUAUUUGAUUAAUGUAAGUAAUUUAUAUCUAUUAUACAUUAAG